Messenger RNA from Actinia tenebrosa (Australian red waratah sea anemone), 657 nucleotides. RefSeq names its product THAP domain-containing protein 10-like. Lineage: Eukaryota; Metazoa; Cnidaria; Anthozoa; Actiniaria; Actiniidae. The record is from RefSeq and is a predicted model, not a curated record.
AUGGCGACCUCAUUGAACCCUGUAGUAGGUCAGAAGCGUAAACGCAAACCUGGCAAACGUUGUGUUGUCAUGUUUUGCGACAAAACCAAUGAAGACGGUCUGAGCUUGCGCCAAUUUCCGAGGGAUAAUAUCUUAUGCCAGAAAUGGAAUAAGUUCGUUCUGAUGAAGCGGGAMGGAAAAGGGUGGUCACCAGGAACGGGUCACGUCUGCAGUGAUCACUUCUUGCAAAGCGAUUAUGAGAGUUAUGGGGCGAAACUGGCAGGCUUUUCUAGCAAACUUGUUUUWAAAAAAKGAGCUGUUCCGUCGAUUCAGCCAAACCCGACCCCCGAGCAACUUYAGAAGGCUCGAAAAAUUUCUCUCAGUACRCCAUCGCCUGUUACUUSGAAAGACACCGAAGGUACGCCGCGAACUUCAAGAAGGGGAAAUGCUCUCACUAAACUUAGCGCCCAGCGGACCAUGAAGCAGAUCGAGUUUAUACCUGAGAGUGAAAGUCAAAGAGCAGAGAGCGUUGGCACUGAUGAUACGCUGCAAUCAGCUGAUUCUCUCAGCCUGGCAAGCUCUGUGGAAUCGGAAAACAAAAGACUAUUCCCGUUAACAGCAAACAAGGCCACGCAAAAAAGUUUUAGGAGACCUGAAAGAAGAAGUAGGGGUAAGUAA